Messenger RNA from Papaver somniferum (opium poppy), 723 nucleotides. RefSeq lists its product as uncharacterized. Bases 1 to 723 code for a protein of 240 amino acids. The record is from RefSeq and is a predicted model, not a curated record. NCBI's taxonomy places the organism in Eukaryota, Viridiplantae, Streptophyta, Magnoliopsida, Ranunculales, Papaveraceae. The transcript has a single exon.
AUGGCGACAGUUGGAGCAAUUUUUGUUAAUUCUUGGAACUUUCAAUUCAACAGAGUUUUGGACCCGGCUGAGAGGAUUGAUCUUUUGGAGUUGAAAUAUGAUAUUAGGCUUGUAAGACUAAUUCAGGGCGAAGUAGAUUGCUUGGAAGGAGAUGCUUCAGCUAAGGUUAUUUAUAAGAGGUUAUCUGAAGUGGAUCCAGAUUGGGAGGGUGAUCGUUUUCUUUCAAGUAAAUUUGUGCCGUCUAAAGUACUGUUUUUAUUUUGGGCUUCUCUGCAUGAAUCCAUUCCAACAAGACAUAUGUUGCAGCGUAGAGGAGUAGAUAUCCAAUCCAAUUUGUGCCUCUUUUGCAACACGGAGGUGGAAACUAUGGAUCACUUAUUCAUUCGUUGCGGCGAGGUUUUAAAGUUAUGGGAUUAUUUUUUAGCUUCGAUGAGGGUUUGUUGGGUGAUGCAACGUAUGUUUAGAUCCAUGAUGUUUAGUUGGAGACUGGAAAGAGCAUCUGACAAAGUGAAGAUGGUGUGGCAACUAAUGUCAUAUGCUAUUUGCUGGGAAGUUUGGAACGAGCGCAACAAGAGGGUGCAUGGAGGAAGACCUAAGUCAAGAUAUGAGUUGGAGAUAGCGGUAAAGCAAUGGAUUUACCUUUGGAGCUCAAUAACGGAAGUUUUUAAACACUUCUCUGCAAAUCAAGUUAUGAUUCAAUGGGAGGAUAUACUGAGCCUGUAG